UCUACAAAACAUUCACGUCUUGAACAGAAUAGCCAGAAAUUACGGCGGGACCUAAACACUGGUUCUAUAAUCCAUAAUUUUACUAGUACUCGGAAAAAAUUCUUAGUGCGAAGAAUAACCCCGAGGUUAACUUUGGCGAGUGGAAAUUUUGCAACUCAAUGAGUUACGUAUUGAGCUCACCGUUGUUUUGUUGGGUAUUCACCUACAAGGCGUGCUAACAGGUCGAGUUUGAAAACACUCCCUCCAACCACACCAGUAUCUUCAAGUUUCGACAGGAGAUAAAUUCGCUGUGCCAAAACAACAACGACAACAAAAUGACCAGAAAACUUAAGAGAUUUCUAAUUCUUCUGGACAAUGACAGUUUACUGUAUCUCCCUGGGUCAUUUCUUUCUGGCAGAGUGUUGUUGGAGUUAGAGGAGGACACCCCUGUGUUAGGGUUGUUCUUCUACAUUGCUGGUGAAGGUGUAAUAAGAUUUGCUGACAGAGGACAAGGUAAAAUCAAUGACAAAGAAAAUUAUAUCGACUUCAGUAUGAAAUUAUUGGGGGAUGGACCUUCAGGACCUGGGGCCAGAAUUGUAGUGUUGUCUCCAGGUGUACAUUCUUUCCCAUUUAAGUUAGGCCUUCCUCUUGGACUUCCGUCUACAUUUCUUGGGAAACACGGGUGGGUUCAGUAUUUCUGCAAAGCAUCCUUGAAAGAGCCAUCUGGUGUUGUGCACAAAAACCAACAAGUGUUUAUAAUCAUGAACCCAAUCGAUCUGAACCUAGAACCUGCGAUUCUUAUGAAACCAUUUCUCUGUGAGAUUGAAGAUACAAUUGGUAUACCCUGUUUGUCAGCUGGUCCUGUCAGCUGCAGGAUCCGACUAGACCGUGGGGGCUACGUACCCGGAGAGUGCAUAUGUAUUUAUGCCUGGAUAGAAAACAACAGCAAGGUCCCGAUUAAAAAAACUAGAGCUGUGUUAACUGAGACGAUUCAGUACACUUCUAAGAGCAAGAUGAUGGAGACAGAAACCAGGGAGCUGGCCUCCUUACAGAAAGGGCGGGUAGAGGCUGGGUCAACUUAUCAGUGGAGAAACGAGAUGAUGUGUAUACCACCAUUGCCACCCACAAACCUCAGGGGUUGUCAUUUGAUUCGUGUACAAUACGAUGUUUAUUUCAUCAUUAAACCUAAAGGCCUGGAGAAGGAAAUUAAGCUCCAACUUCCCAUCAUGAUAGCCACUUAUCCAGUACGAAACAACGACGGAACUCUUCCUCGUAAAAAAGGAACUAAUUACCCAACAGUGCUACCUAUGUUCCGUCCUUGGAUGAACACAAAUACUCUGAAAAAGUAAAAUAAGGAUCUUUUUUUUGCUUUACUAAACCUCACAGCACACUGCGGAGGAAUAGUGAUAAAAGCUAGCUUUUUUUUACCGAA
Limulus polyphemus (Atlantic horseshoe crab) is the source of this 1411-nucleotide messenger RNA. Its product is annotated as arrestin domain-containing protein 4-like. Bases 315 to 1328 code for a protein of 337 amino acids. Gene Ontology annotation, biological process: protein transport. The record is from RefSeq and is a predicted model, not a curated record. Gene Ontology annotation, cellular component: cytoplasm. Lineage: Eukaryota; Metazoa; Arthropoda; Merostomata; Xiphosura; Limulidae. The transcript has 7 exons.